Messenger RNA from Cyphellophora europaea CBS 101466, 909 nucleotides. RefSeq lists its product as uncharacterized. The coding region runs from base 1 to 909 and encodes 302 amino acids. The record is from RefSeq and is a predicted model, not a curated record. Gene Ontology annotation, molecular function: nucleic acid binding. The transcript has a single exon. Lineage: Eukaryota; Fungi; Ascomycota; Eurotiomycetes; Chaetothyriales; Cyphellophoraceae.
AUGGACGAACAUGUCCCAUACUCUACAGCGACAUUGACGGCGUAUCUGGAUGACGUGGCUUGGGCGCACAAGCAGGAGGAGAUCAUUCGUCUCUUUGCUGCCGACGAUGAGGAGAAGAGAUAUCGCUUUCCCCCUAUGAAACCACGACAGCGCCAAUUCUUGCACAACUUGGCUGAAGACUUUGCCCUCGAUACCGAGUCUCUCGAUCCCGAGCCGCACCGUCACAUAAUGCUGUUCAAGACCCCUCGCUUUGUGUCUGCUCCUAUGAAGACGCUUGCACAAGCAGCCCGUAUUCGUCGUGGUCAGCUCAACAUCUCUGCACCAGUGGCUUCCUCGGUGGUUGAGAAGAAGGAUCCGAUCUAUAAUGGUUUUGUGGUCAGAGGCUUGAAAUUCGCCUUGACUGAAGACGAAUUACGGCCAAUCAUCAAAAAGGCAAUGCCGGUUUCGCAGAUGGAUAUUCACUUUCUUGGCGAUGAGGUCGCGCUGCUACCACAGAGCAAGCUUGACCUCAAUGCGAUCCAGCCUACUCUAUCGACUGCCAUUAUAGCGGCCGAUCUUGCAGCCAACGUGUUGCAAGCCCGUCUUGACACUUCGAGCUUCGAGCCUAGAAUUCUUGACGUGCAGACAAAGUCAACUGCUGCAAGUGCAGGCGGCUGGUCCCAAGUUGCAGCAGCUGGAAGAAAACCUGCCGUCGCGCCCACCACGAAAGCUGUGGGGCAGAGAAACGUCUACACUGUCCUGGGAAGCAGGGUGGCUGAAGCUAAGAAGAAGAAGAUGGAAAAUGAGAACAUGUUCAAGUCCAAGGAGGAGAUUGUGGAUGAUUGGGAAGCUGAGAUGGAGAAGGAGGAUCUACGACCCGGGAAACACGAGAGUAGUGGUGAAGAGGUAGCGGAUCGUGCAGAGGUCUAG